AUGAAAGUCAAUAACGUAACAAACUGGAUUGUGAUCGACCGACAGGCAAGCUCGUUGUUUAACGAAAUCGCAGACGGCACCUUUAAAAACACAACUGCUGGAAAGGACGAAUGGAAAUCUCUUAUCAACGGAUCGUCUUUGCAGGAAAACUGUAAUAAAGAAGGGUAUAAUUUCCAUAAAGGACACAGCGAUGUCGAAUCUGGAUUCAUAUACAUGAAAAUACGAAUUGGUAUCGUGGCAAAUAAUCAAAACGACUGCGAUACUCCUAACACGUGUAUUGGCUUUGGUAUUUCAGCGAGAGGAUGUCAUAUCUAUGCAAGAAACACAACAUGUGGUAAUCUGGCUAUUUGUGGUUGGUUUAAUAAUACAAACACUGCAGCAUUUGGAUUUAUACUUGUACAGUAG
This is a messenger RNA of Paramuricea clavata, 405 nucleotides long. NCBI's taxonomy places the organism in Eukaryota, Metazoa, Cnidaria, Anthozoa, Malacalcyonacea, Plexauridae. The record is from the annotation of a GenBank genome assembly.